Molecule: messenger RNA, 1689 nt
Organism: Zea mays
Lineage: Eukaryota; Viridiplantae; Streptophyta; Magnoliopsida; Poales; Poaceae
Product: probable ubiquitin-like-specific protease 2B
Exons: 7
Coding region: 898-1689 (263 amino acids)
Biological process (GO): proteolysis; protein desumoylation
Cellular component (GO): nucleus
Molecular function (GO): deSUMOylase activity
Source: RefSeq, a predicted model, not a curated record
UAUGAUAAAUGUUAAGAUGAUUGAUCGUUUUCAAGGGGAGCAUAUGGUGUACCAUAGUUUCGAUAGCGCCAUGGAUGAUCCCCACAACUACUACCCACCCGAGUUCCUAAACACAUUGACGCCUAAUGGGCUACCACCUCAUGUUUUGAAGCUCAAGAUUGGAUGUCCUGUUAUAUUGCUCCGAAAUAUAGACCCUGCAAAUGGACUUUGCAAUGGCACCAGGCUGGUCGUUCGUGGCUUCCAAAGAAAUAGCAUUGACGCAGAGAUUGUACUGGGUCAACACGUUGGAAAACGGAUUUUCCUACCGUGUAUACUGCUGUGUCCCUCCGAUGAAGAGAUGUUCCCUUUCCAGUUCAAAAGAAAGCAGUUUCCUGUACGGCUUAGCUUUGCAAUGACGGUUAACAAAGCACAGGGUCAGACUAUUCCCAAUGUUGGUGUAUACUUGCCUGAACCAGUGUUCUCUCAUGGCCAACUAUAUGUUGCUCUAUCUAGAGCGACAGCCCGAUCGAACAUAAAGAUUCUUGUCAUCCCAGCUGUCGAUGGGAGGAAAAAGUCAAGGAAGGGUGUAAAGAAAACCCCCACCGUAGAUUGUGGGACAUAUACCAAGAACAUCGUCUACAAAGAGGUCCUAACAAAUUAGACCCAUGGUAAGAGUUGCAUGUUCAACUAACAAACUAAUAGGAUGAUGUUUCUCUUAUGUUUGAUUGGUCUGGUGUAUUAUCAAGUCAUGUUUGCAUGCUACAAUUGUUUUUAUUAGAGCCGCACAUGUUUGUGUAUUAUUAGAGCAUGCAUACUAUCUUAAAGUAUUGUUGAGUUUUGGAUCAUUUGUGAAAUUAGCAAUAUUAAUUUUUAUGCAUCUAACAAUUUGUUUUGAAUGUAGGUUUUUGUCCCGCGAGAAUGGAAUCUCUAUUUGUAGGCUUGUCUCAUAACAAGCCAAAAAAAUCGGUGGCAACCGCAAUAGUUCGAGAAGACUAUAUUUGCACGCAAGGUGAUCUUGCUCUCAUCGAUUUUAUCAAGGAAAUCCCUUGUGAACCAAGGGUAGAAGUCGUUCUUAUUGAUGAUGCCUUUGUUGAAAGGAAGUGGAUGGAGUGUUUAUUUCAGCCGAGCGCAUAUUUAGGUGACGAGGUUAUAGACUGUUACAUAAAUUUGAUAAAAGCUCAAAAGCAUCUAAAGUGCCGAUCUGGAGGUCGCGUUCACAUAGAAAAUGCUUUCCAGUUCAAUUUCCUGAAGCAAGAUGGUGAUCUUGAAAUUAAAACAGAGGAGCUAUAUCCAAUUAAAGACAUGGCACACAUAUGUAGCGCUGAACGAAGGGUGUUACUUUACCUAGACCAUGACAUGGUGUUUAUUCCGAUAAACAUCCGAGAGACGCACUGGUAUCUUGCUGUGAUCCAUGCAAGAAAUAUGGAGAUACAAGUGCUCGAUUCACUUGGUACUUCACAAGACCGCAAAGACCUCACUGACUCUAUUAAAGGACUGCAAAUACAAAUAGAUAUGAUAUCUCAACGUAAGGAGUUAAAAGACCACAGGUGGCCAGACCUCCAAGUUGCUUCUUGGCCGCUCAGAGAAAUAAACAUGGGAUAUGCAAAGCAGACAGAUAGCUCUUCAUGUGGCCUCUUUCUUUUGAACUAUAUCGAAUACUGGACAGGGGAUGAACUGUCUAACAGUUUUACCCAGGAUCCUAAUGACUGA